CGACAAUUGAGGCCCCCCACAUUAUUCUCAAUGGAGAUACUAAAAAGUCAUUAUCUCGGUCGGUCAAUACUCAAUAGGGAGCCCCCCAGGGGACCCAGGAGGUACAAUUGUACCAGAUGUGCCGGAACCCCUUGUGCAGUUAUUUUCAGAUUUAAAGUGUGGCAAGUCCCAUACUGACAGCGACGGCGUCGUUUGCGCACUCCGAACGCACCCAAUCCGCUGUCGCCGAAACUACAAUUGUCUUGGCCAGCAUUAAGUAGUCAAAAACAACAAUACCACAUCGUAUUGACACCCCGGUUGCUGCUAAUGAUUUUCACCAGCAUGCAGACCUCACUUGCACCCUUUCUCCCGGCAUAUCUUCGAGAAUGGCCUACAGAAAAAUGUCUGGCCGCGACCGCGACCGCGACCCCGACCACGACCAUCUUCCGCUCUCGGACAACAUGCACACGAUGAAUCCGUGGCAACCUGGUGUCGGCAAACGUAUCCCAUGGGGUGGCAUUUCCUGCUUGUUGGGAGUCUUCUGCUGCGGCGUGGUGGAGAUUGCGAUCUUGCUGGCAUCAAAUGGAAAACCCAUUGACAGUUGGAAGUAUCCGCCCAGCUUGUUUCUGUCCAUGGCGUAUACUAUUGGCAAUAUCCUGCUUGCAGGUGCUUUCAGUCAAGGUCUUACUGUUUAUUGGUGGCGUAAGGCUCUGAAGGAGGGUACCCAAAUUGGCGAUCUGCAUCGGUAUUGGGAACAUGGCACGAGUCCGAUAGCAGCUGCUUUUGCUGGCAGGCAUUUCAACUACAUCUCCUUCGCAGCCCUGUUCUUGGCCAUCACGCCCAUCACCGGACCUCUACUGCAGAGAGCAUCCACAAUCACGUCUGACCAGAAGCAUUAUCUCUCCGGAAAUGUGAAUAUCAGCCUCCCGGCUGUGACAUCUCUUCAGAAUCCUACAGGAUAUACUUCUGGAAGAGCGUACACGGUGACUACACUGGAUACCCAGUUCGCUCCCAUCGUGCAAGCAUGGAGCACCGCUCGCUCCGUGACCUACAACCAGUCGGGCUGUGCGAGUGAUGGGGUAUGUUCCGGAGCAUUAGAAGCUGCAGGACUUGCUAUCAGCUGCAACGCCAGCACAGCAGAGUUUGAUCUCUUAUCGACGAAUAGCGAUGGCUCCAUGAGCGACGACUCCUUCAGCGGCCUCGACGUGUUCCAAGUCACCCUCGGCUGGAGCGCAAUCACACCCGCCAAUAUCACCUUGAACCUCCAAUACAAGCCCGAGAACGGGGAUGAAUGCGGCAAAGGCCAACUCCAAGUCCGAAACUGCACCAUUGGCGCAGCAACAGUCCAAUACCCCGUCACCAUCGACGGCAACAAAUCCACCGUCGCUCUAUCACCACAAUCCACCUUUUCCGACGACAAAGUCCUCUCUCUCACCACCAUGCCCAUGGAAUCCGGCUUCGGCAUGCCUUCCCCCCUGGGAGGCUUCGCCUACGCCCUCAGUUCCAAAUUGAAUUCUGCCACCCGCAUGCGAUUCGCCGGUGCAGCAGGCUACGAAAUGACCUCGACGGGAAGUCUCACGGCGCAAUUCGCAGAUAUGUCCGACGUACAAGACUACGGCACAGGACUCUGCAAAACCAAAUUCACCGACCCAUCCUCCUACAUUUUCGCCCAAGCCCGCGAUCUCAUGUUUCGCACAUCUCUCGCCCAAGGGAAUUCCUCUUCCUCCUCUUCUUCUUCUUCUUCUUCCUCCUUACAACCCCUCCUCUCCGCCACCGAACUCCGCACCGUGACCGUCUACGAAUCCCAUUUCGAAUACCUCGCCAUCGCCGUCGCUCUGACUUUCAUCGCCAUGGGAAUUGUCCUAGCCACUUUCAACGGCUUCUGGCUACUCGGAAGAAACGUCACAAUGAGUCCCAUUGAAACUGCAAAAGCUUUUAAUGCUCCCUUGUUAGCGGCUGAACAUCCCAAUGCUGAAGUCAGAGAAUUGGUCAAAGGCGCUGGGAGGAAACCCGUGAGGUAUGGAGAGGUGAUGAUAUCUUCUUCGGCUUCGGCUUCGGCUUCGGAUGAGAGGUCCAUGUAUAAGGGGGGAAUGGGUCAUGGUGAUAGUAGAGGAGGAGGAGCGACGGAUACGGUGGAAUUGAGGAGUUUUCAGGUGGGAUUUGAGGAUCCGGCGAAUGUGCAGCCGUUGGGAGGGAAGAGGAGGAGAUGAUGUGGGCUUCUUUCUCCUACCUAAGGUACCCAUUCAUGGCUUUUGAUACCUCAGGUCUGCCUUUAUUUUUAUAUAUAC
Molecule: messenger RNA, 2267 nt
Organism: Sphaerulina musiva SO2202
Lineage: Eukaryota; Fungi; Ascomycota; Dothideomycetes; Mycosphaerellales; Mycosphaerellaceae
Exons: 2
Coding region: 366-2189 (607 amino acids)
Source: RefSeq, a predicted model, not a curated record